This is a messenger RNA of Alnus glutinosa, 801 nucleotides long. RefSeq names its product large ribosomal subunit protein mL54. NCBI's taxonomy places the organism in Eukaryota, Viridiplantae, Streptophyta, Magnoliopsida, Fagales, Betulaceae. Gene Ontology annotation, molecular function: structural constituent of ribosome. The transcript has 2 exons. The record is from RefSeq and is a predicted model, not a curated record. The coding region runs from base 114 to 509 and encodes 131 amino acids. Gene Ontology annotation, cellular component: mitochondrial large ribosomal subunit.
UUCCCUCGACAAAAAAACGCCAACACGUUGUGGUUUUUGCUUCAGAAGCCCUAUUCUGAUCAAAAGAGGAGCGAAGAGAUCGAACCUGCAAAUCUCGAGCCAGGGAUAAAGUUAUGGCAAUGAACCAUUUUAGAUUGAUUAGAAGCAUUACUAUUAGCAAGGAGGCAAUUGGGGUGGUAUGCCGACGAACAUAUUCUAGUGGUAAAGCAAAGAAAGGCUCUAAAGGGAGCGCAGCCAGUGAUGCACCAAAAGCAUCAAUUCUUAGCAAAGAAGUCAAGUCUACAACAGUGGUUGGUGCCAAUAUCCUCAAGGAUGGAGCAGAUCCCCAGAUCCUGCCUGAUUCUGAAUACCCUGAGUGGCUGUGGCAUUUGAUCGAUAAACGCACAGCAUUGAGUGAAUUAAGGAGGAAGAACAUUGAAACUCUCCCUUACGAAGAUCUCAAACGCUUUGUUAAGCUGGACAACCGAGCGAGGAUCAAGGAAAAUAACUCCAUUAAGGCCAAGAACUGAUAAACAAAAUGUGUUAGAGGCAUUAUUUCUUUGUCAAUUGUAAACCAUUUUCAUCUUCUCGGAUUCCUUUGAGUGAUUGACUUGCAUGUAGGGAAAUGAUCAAAUGGGCUUGGAACAGAGAAGAAAUGAUUUAGCAUUUCUCUGUAGCUUCCAACACUUUUUUGUUCACUUUUUAGAUUUACCAUGUGUAAUGAUACGAAAAGAUUUGAUAUGUUAUUGCAAGCAUUGUGACAGAACCCCACCAUGGUAUUGUCUUUUGCUCAACACUAUGAGGAAAACAGGUUUUACAGUC